Messenger RNA from Poecile atricapillus (Black-capped chickadee), 1094 nucleotides. RefSeq names its product pleckstrin homology-like domain family B member 3. Lineage: Eukaryota; Metazoa; Chordata; Aves; Passeriformes; Paridae. Bases 192 to 959 code for a protein of 255 amino acids. The transcript has 11 exons. The record is from RefSeq and is a predicted model, not a curated record.
ACGCGGCGGGGGGAGAGACCCCCCCCUCCCCCCGCGGGGGGGGAGAGGAGAGCGCUGGGGACGGGGCGGCGGCGGCGCUGGAGGGGCUGAGGCUGGAGGACGAGCCCCCCCCGCAGGAGGAGGAGGAGGAGGGGGGGGGAGGGGCGGCGGCGGUGACGUCAUCGGCGGGGCCGGCGGUGACGUCAGAGACGAUGACGUCAGCGGUGACGGCGGGGGGGCAGCUGAUGUUCUCGCACUGCACCGAUCGGCGCUGGAUCCUCCUGGGCCCCCCCUGCGACCCCCCCCGGGUGCUGGCGCUGCGGAGCUCGGUGCAGGGCGCCAUUGGCCUCCAGAGGUCCGACAGCCUCCCCCGACGCCGCGGGGGGGCCCGGCCGGGACCCCCCCAACCCCCUCGGCCCCGCUCCCACCACGGCCAGGGUGCGCUGGAGGUGCAGCUGGACGCGGAGUCCUACAGUGCCUGUCUCAAACUGGCCGAACUGGAGCGCCGGGUCCGGGAGGCUUUGGCCGAGCGCGAGCGGCUCCUCCGCGCCAGGGAGGCUCGGAAAGCGGCCGAGGCCACGCCCACAGAGGCCACGCCCAUUUGUGGGGAGGCCACGCCCACCCCGGCUGAGGCCACGCCCCCUCCUGAGCCUGACCUGCUCUGUGCCCUGCGGGCCCGGGGCCACCGGCCCGAGGCUGUCGGGGGCCUGCGGAUUUUGGGGGGGGUCCCUGAGGGGGCCCCUGACCAAAAUGGGGGGACGCAUCAAGACCUGGCGGCGCCGCUGGUUCCACCUGGACCCGCAGAGGAGGGUCCUGGCCUAUUAUGGGGGCCAUCGAGGAGGUUUGGUACGACCCCGGGCGCGUGGCCGGGAAGAGCCCCCACCCCCGCCUCACCUUCUGCCUCAAGACCUACGAGCGCCUGUUCUGGCUGGUGGCGCCGAGCGCGGAGGCGCUGCGCAUCUGGAUGGACGCCGUGCUGACGCUGACGCGCGGCGCCGCCGCCUUCUGACGCCGCCGCCCUUCCCGGACUUUGCCCGGAUUUUUGUUGCCCUUUUCCGGCUUUUUUCAGACCUUUCUGGGCCUUUUAUUGCCCUUUUGUUGCCUUUUUAUUGCCU